Messenger RNA from Peromyscus eremicus (cactus mouse), 3434 nucleotides. RefSeq names its product aldehyde dehydrogenase 1 family member A3 (gene Aldh1a3). The record is from RefSeq and is a predicted model, not a curated record. Lineage: Eukaryota; Metazoa; Chordata; Mammalia; Rodentia; Cricetidae. Gene Ontology annotation, molecular function: aldehyde dehydrogenase (NAD+) activity. The transcript has 13 exons. Gene Ontology annotation, biological process: aldehyde metabolic process. The coding region runs from base 62 to 1600 and encodes 512 amino acids.
CCAGGCAGAGCCGGUGCGUCGGGGACUCGGGACGCCUCGGGCUGGGGAGCGCAGACCAGCCAUGGCCACCACCAACGGGGCUGUGGAAAACGGACAGCCGGAUGGGAAACCGCCUGCCCUGCCGCGCCCCAUCCGCAACUUGGAGGUGAAGUUCACCAAGAUAUUUAUCAACAAUGAUUGGCACGGAUCCAAGAGCGGAAAAAAGUUUGCCACAUACAACCCUUCGACUCUGGAGAAAAUCUGCGAGGUGGAAGAAGGUGAUAAGCCCGACGUGGACAAGGCUGUGGAGGCCGCACAAGCCGCCUUCCAGCGGGGCUCCCCGUGGCGCCAGCUGGAUGCCCUGAGGCGAGGCCAGCUGCUGCACCAGCUGGCUGAUCUUGUGGAAAGGGAUCGUGCCAUCCUGGCCACCCUGGAGACCAUGGACACCGGCAAGCCAUUCCUUCACGCCUUUUUCAUGGACCUGGAGGGCUGUAUUAAGACCUUCAGAUAUUUUGCCGGGUGGGCAGACAAAAUCCAGGGCAGGACCAUCCCCACAGAUAACAAUGUUGUGUGCUUUACCAGGCAUGAGCCCAUUGGGGUGUGUGGAGCCAUUACGCCGUGGAACUUCCCCCUGCUGAUGCUGGCCUGGAAACUGGCUCCUGCCCUGUGCUGUGGGAACACCGUGGUCCUGAAGCCAGCUGAGCAGACACCCCUCACCGCCCUGUACCUUGGCUCUCUCAUCAAAGAGGUCGGGUUCCCUCCGGGUGUGGUGAACAUCGUGCCAGGCUUUGGGCCCACAGUGGGAGCAGCAAUCUCCUCUCAUCCACAGAUCAACAAGAUAGCCUUCACGGGGUCCACAGAGGUUGGAAAGCUGGUUAAAGAAGCCGCCUCCCGGAGCAACCUGAAGCGGGUCACGCUGGAGCUGGGGGGCAAGAACCCGUGCAUCGUAUGCGCCGACGCUGACCUGGACUUGGCCGUGGAGUGUGCUCACCAGGGAGUGUUCUUCAACCAAGGCCAGUGCUGCACAGCGGCCUCCAGGGUGUUCGUGGAAGAGCAAAUCUACGGAGAGUUUGUGAGGAGGAGUGUGGAGUAUGCCAAGAAGAGGCCAGUUGGAGACCCCUUCGAUGCUAAAACAGAGCAGGGGCCCCAGAUCGAUCAAAAGCAGUUUGACAAAAUCCUCGAGCUGAUCGAGAGUGGGAAGAAAGAAGGGGCCAAGCUAGAAUGUGGGGGGUCAGCCAUGGAGGACAGAGGGUUGUUCAUCAAACCCACUGUCUUCUCAGAUGUUACCGACAACAUGAGGAUUGCCAAAGAGGAGAUUUUUGGACCAGUGCAGCCAAUACUGAAGUUCAAAAAUCUCGAAGAAGUGAUCAAAAGAGCAAACAGCACUGACUACGGACUCACGGCAGCAGUGUUCACCAAAAACCUUGACAAAGCCCUGAAGCUGGCUUCGGCACUGGAGUCGGGCACAGUCUGGGUCAACUGCUACAAUGCAUUCUACACACAGGCUCCGUUUGGUGGCUUCAAGAUGUCUGGAAAUGGCAGAGAACUAGGUGAAUAUGCUCUGGCGGAGUAUACAGAAGUGAAAACUGUCACCAUCAAACUCGAUGACAAGAACCCCUGAAGGACAGACCGGUCUCUUCCUCAAAAGCUGGACAGCUGUCCUUGGCGACUCCAACCUGCCACAAGCAGAAAACAGGAUGACAGUGCUCAGCUUCCCAGGACCUUCUCUUCGGGACACUCGGUCUACUAGAGCUUAACGGUUUUGAUUUUCCCUCUCACACUCAUGCUUUAUGGACCAGACUGUGGGCGGCUGGCUGUUAUGUGUGAAAACUGCAGGCCUGCCUGGGGGAGAAACUGGUGUCCAGCUGCCAUUGCUUCAGACUCCGUGCAGGACACAGCAAAGACACCCGGGGCUCUGUUAAUAUGAGAUGGUCUCUGAAGUGUCCCGCAGUUAUUUUAAAUGCUUUUCUGACCCCAGGAGGAAUGUGGAAAGAGCUCACGGCAUGGGCUGCAAGUGGAUCUGCUCUCACGGGCUCCUCAGAGUCACCUGUGCACAGAACAAGUCCCUCCUCAUUCUGAGUGGGACUAUUCACAAGCAAGGGAUUAGUGCUGGUAUGAAAGGAGGAUUUCAGGGACCCCGUGUGGAGAGCUUAGGGGGAACAUACUCCAAGGGAAGGCUCCAGAAGUCUUUGGUUUGCGGGGGUGCCAGUCCCGAGGACUGCAUAUUGACAUUGACUGUGGGAUUCACCUUGUAAACAAUCCUGACUUUGGAAUGACCAAAUCCACAUCCCAAAGAGUCUGCCCUACAGUUAUGAGACGGUCAGUCAAAACCAAGGCCCUUCUUAGGCAGAGAACAUCCUUAGUGUCACCUUUGCCCCUGACGACUCAUUUUAGAACUGCCACAGCAGAGCAAACCCUGGGUGACUGAGCUGCACACUUGACACUCAGAGCCAUCGUUCACUUUCACAGAUCGUUCACUUUCACAGAUCGUUCACUUUCACAGAUCACCCGUUUCUACCACCUUCGGCAAUGGGUGUGCCCACUCCCUUUCUCUUUUCCCCAGCUCCAUUACCUGUUUUAGAUGAGCAAAGGGCACGCCACUGAGAGACAGCUGCACUGCUUAGCUCCAUAGUUGUAAAGUCCCGUUGGGGUUUUCAUUUCCGAUUGAUUAACUAAUAACACCCGGGUCCCAUAGGGGGACCCGGUCACCAGCCAAGUGACCUGGAUAUUUCAUUCACAUUAUGACAUUUUUCUUUUCCUCUUCGGUGUAUCCAUGUGAUAGGCAAAGUCCACGUUUUAACUUGGAAAACUAAAACCGUUCCCACAAUAGAACAGAACCAAACCCACUGGGUUGAAUGCUUUUGGGCACUUUCACUCUUGGUAACAUACACCUCUCUAACUGUCUGUGACGCUUACACUUAAGGAUUAAAGUUGGACUGAGUAACAGUGAGAAUGAACCCUCAUAUCAGAACCAGUGUGUGCAUAAGGAAUGGGAUGCGUGAACUGGGGCUCUCAGCCCUGUCAGAGACAAGCAAUAUUCCACUCGCCUUCUUUCUCCCCCUCAGCACUUACACUACCAGUAACUUGUUAAAUCGGGACUUGGCCUCAUACACUGAAUUUCCAGCAUCUCAGUAACUCUAGGCACCACCCUUCACCAUAGUACAUUAGAGGGUUGCUAUUCCUCCACUGUACAAUAAUGCCUUUAAUAUGAAAUGUUACAUUAUUUAUAAUUGGUAUCAUUAAUGUAUCUUUUUAUAGCUGUAAGUACACAGAGGUAGUAUAUUUAACCUUCUGUAAUAUACUGUAUUUAGAAAUGAAAAUCUAUAUAAUGUUAGAUCUCACGUCUUUAAGGUUUACCCCUGUGGUAUGGUUUUUCAAUUGAUUGGACUGGGAAUUCUGAUCCUAACUUUGGAUUGUGUUCAGCAACGAUAUAAUAAAAUUGGACAUUUGAGAAA